AUGGUCUUAACUUAUGUUUAUGCUGGAUGGGAAGUGGUAGCACAUGAUGCUCGAGUUCUAACGAAGAUUGUAUCUAAUCCAGAUAAUGGAUUUCUGUUUCCUCCUUCUACAUAUCCAAACACUCGAGGAUUUCUAGCACCAUAUCGUAAUGUUCGAUAUUGGUUAGGAGAUUAUCAUCGUAGGCGGGCUAUUAAUAAGGAGAAAAAAAUUAACCAUGGUCAUGCACAACUCAGAAAUGUUAUAGAACGUGCUUAUGGAGUUCUGAAAGCAAGAUUUUUUAUAUUAGACAAGAUGCCUCCAUAUUCUAUUGAUGUUCAAAAAGAUGUUGUUGUUGCAUGUUUUGCAGUUCAUAAUUUUAUUAGGAAGGAGCGUAUAAAUGAUGACCCUUUUAAUCAAUACGAGUCACCUCAAUUAAUAUUUGACGAGGAUGAACGAGAAUACGAAGAAAUGUUGAAUGAAACUAAUGGAUCUGAUUGGAUAGUUGCAGAUUCAUAG
Messenger RNA from Solanum dulcamara, 495 nucleotides. RefSeq lists its product as uncharacterized. The record is from RefSeq and is a predicted model, not a curated record. The transcript has 2 exons. Lineage: Eukaryota; Viridiplantae; Streptophyta; Magnoliopsida; Solanales; Solanaceae. Bases 1 to 495 code for a protein of 164 amino acids.